Molecule: messenger RNA, 2968 nt
Organism: Salvelinus namaycush (lake trout)
Lineage: Eukaryota; Metazoa; Chordata; Actinopteri; Salmoniformes; Salmonidae
Product: cell migration-inducing and hyaluronan-binding protein-like
Exons: 16
Source: RefSeq, a predicted model, not a curated record
UCCUACCAGGUAAAGGACGUGGUGGGCUAUGAUGCUCUGGGACACUGUUUCUUCACUGAGGACGGUCCUGAGGAGAGGAACACUUUUGACCACUGCCUGGGGCUGAUGAUCAGAGCUGGUACCCUGCUGCCCUCCGACAGGGACAGCAAGAUGUGUCGCGAUAUCACACAGGGAGCCUUCCCCGGAUAUGUGGCCAACCCACGACAAGACUGCAGCGCUACGUCCACCUUUUGGAUUGCCAACCCCAAUAACAACCUCAUCAACUGUGCAGCAGCAGGCUCAGAGGAGACAGGUUUCUGGUUCCUCUUCCACCAUGUGCCUACGGGAGCCUCUGAGGGCAUGUAUUCUCCUGGUCGCACCGAACACACACCUAUGGGCCAGUUCACCAACAAUAGGGCCCACUCCAACUACAGGGCUGGGAUGAUCCUAGACAACGGUGUAAAGACCACACAGGCCAAUGACAAGGACAAGAGACCCUUCCUUUCUCUAGUGGGAGCAAGAUAUGGACCCCACCAGGAUGCGGAUCCCUUCAAGCCCCGUGUCCCAGCUCUCAUCCACCAUUUUGUGGCCUACAAGAACCAGGACCACGGAGCCUGGCUGAGGGGAGGAGAUGUCUGGCUGGACGACUGCCAAUUUGCUGAUAAUGGAAUUGGCCUAACACUGGCUAGUGGUGGUACAUUCCCUGAUGACGAUGGUUCUCGUCAGGAGGUGAAGAACAGUCUGUUUGUUGGGGAGAGUGACAACAGGGGCAUGCCCAUUCCUGACAACCGUAUCUGGGGUCCCGGGGGACCCGACCUCAAUGGGAGGACCCUGCCUCGAGGAGUUGACUUCCCUAUCCGCGGCAUGCAGAUCUACGACGGGCCCAUCAACGUGCAGAACUGCACCUUCAGAAAGUACAUUGCCCUGGACGGUCGACACACCAGCGCCUUCGGGUUCAGACUCAACAACUCCUGGCAGAGCUGCCCUAACAACAACGUCACCGACAUCACCUUCGACAAUGUGCCUAUAACGUCCCGGGUGUUUUUCGGCGAGCCCGGCCCAUGGUUUAACAAGAUGCAGAUGGACGGUGACAAGACCACGAUAUUCCACGAUGUGGACGGCUCGGUCAGUGAGUACCCUGGAGCCUUCCUGGUCAAAGAGGACAACUGGUUACUGAGACACCCUGACUGUAUUGACGUGCCUGACUGGAGGGCUGCCAUCUGUAGUGGGCAUUAUGCACAGAUCUACAUACAGACACGUAACCCUGCCAGUCUGAACAUGCAGAUGGUAAAGGAUGAGUACCCUGACAGACCCCUGACACUAGAGGGCGCUCUGGGCAAGAGGAAGCACUACCAGCAGUUCCAGCCCGUGGUCACCCUGGGUAAGGGCUACACUGUACACUGGGACCAGGCUGCUCCUGCAGAGAUCACUGUGUGGCUCAUCAACUUCAACAGGAACGACUGGAUCAACGUGGGCUUCUGCUACCCGCCAGGCACCACCUUCACGAUCAUCUCGGACAUCCACAACCGGUUGACCAAGCAGACAAGGAAGACCGGUGUGUUCAUGAGGACCACACAGAGAGACAAGAUCAACCAGUCUCACCUGUCCCGAGGCUAUUACUACUGGGAGGAAGAUACCGGCCUGCUGUUUCUCCGAGUGAAGGCCCACAAUGAGAAGGAGGACUUUGCCUUCUGUUCAGUGAAGGGCUGUGAGAGGGUUAAAAUCACAGCCGUUAUCCCUAAGGGCAGCGGCCCCAGUGACUGCAUGACACAGGCCUACCCCCUGCACGCAGAGAUGCCCAUCGUAGAUGUGCCCAUGCCAAGGAAACUGCCCAGCGCCAAGCUGCGCACCACAGACCACUUCCUAGAGGUCAAGCUGGAGUCCUACAACACACGCUUCUUCCACAUCAAGGAGGACUUCGCCUACACAGAGGUUAACGGCAGGAAGUUGUACCAGCCAGAUGAUGGGGUGCAGCUGACGGUGAUGGACGGCCAUGAUGGGAGACUGGUGGAGAGCAAAGGCUUCAGGAACUCCAUACUGCAGGGUGUACCUGCCCAGAUAGAGGGCUAUGUUAACAACCUGACAGACAACUCUAUCGUCAUAAUAACGUCUAAGGGUCGUCUGGUGACUCGGGGCCCCUGGACCAGAAUACUGGAACUCCUCGGAGCUGACAAGACCCUCAAGUUGAGAGACAAGCUCACGUUUGUAGGCUUCAAGGGCACUUUUCGACCUGACUGGGUCCGUAUGGAGGUGGAUGAGGAGAGAGCUAAGAUCCAUCAAGUCCUCCCUAUCCCUGUGGUCAAGAAGAUUAAGCUAUGAGAGGAGAGAGGAGAGGAGGAACCAGGUGUAGUGGGGGGCACACACGAGACUACACCUCCCACACAACACACACACACUGCCCCUAGGGCUGGAGUAGGUCAAAGUUGUUCCUAUAACUACUGGUCCAAGAUCAGAUGUUUUUCACCACUAAAGAAUAAUUAAGGUAAUCUGAUCCUAGAUCUGUGGUUAGGGACGGUUUCAACCCGGUGCUACAGAGUGUGGGCCGGCCAAUCAAACGCAUGCGUUUUUCUGUCACCUAUCAACUUCCCCGCCUUGCAGGUCUCUGUUUAUGUGACAAUGUUGACUAUGUGAGUGAUUCGACUGUAUCGUUCAUUUGACUAUACAUGACUUUUAAAACGCAAGGAGAAAAAAUGACCAACAAACAUUUCUUGUUUUUCAUCCUACUCAGAGACAGAUUUCCUAAAUGUUUGCACCUGUGUUUUCCAGUGGGAAGUUAACGUCGUUUAACACACUAGAACAAAAAUGUAGACCAAUGAAGUAGAAGAGAGAGAUUAAGUGACUUUUAAAGUAGAACCAAAAGGUCAAUUACAGGUUAAAGGCCCAGUGUGGUCAAAAACAUGAUUUUCCGGUGUUUUAUAUAUAUUUCCACACUGAGGUUGGAAUAAUAGUGUGCAAUUAUGAUAAUGCCCUUUUCGUGUAAGAGCUGUUU